UAAUCCUUCAUUGUAUCUACAGUUUUGUCUUUCAGAUGUUUUUUCUAUAAAUUUGUUUUUAUUCUCUCAAAUUAAUAUUUUAAUCACUCGGAAUGAUUCCAAGACGAUAUAAUACAGAAUCAACUCACAAAACACAAAAUUUUUCGUCUGGACCAAAAAUGCCAGAACUGCCAGUGUUGAGAAAAUUGAAUUUGAAUUGGGAUAGAAGAUUGGAAAAGCUUCUAAAUAACAGAGAUGCUCAGGACGAUUACUUUCAGAUUUAUUCAGACGCUUCAAACACAACGAUCUCUACAAUUUGCAUAAAUUCGAACAGAAGUGGAUUUACGGAUUCUUGUUGGAGUGACACAGACGAUACUCGCAGAGAUGAUAUAGUUAUACGGCUGUCUGAACAUGCCUUCUACAAUACUAAGGUCAAUCCAUUUCCACAACUGAAUUUCCCACCGACCAUUAAAUCUGAAAAAAAAUUGUCCAAAAUCAUUGAAGAUGUGGCUCCUGCAGGCGGUGUUGCAGAAGCAGUGAUCGAUAUUCGUAUCAAUGAAGAUGUAAAUCUUAUUGGUGUCGCAAGUGAGGCAGAUACGUUUAGUCCUACAGUGAUUCCUGACAAUGGAUUUAUUGAUGAAGAAACUGACCUUCAGAACAAUCAAAAAUUACCACCUGCAGAAGCUUGUAGUACAAGUAAAGAGGCAGUUGAUGGGAACAAUGAAGAUACGGAUGUCUCCCCUGAAGUAAAAGACAAUCAGAGUAAUUCUUGCUGUGCAAUCAAUGACCUAGUCAAUCAGAACAACGGCUUUGUAACUGCAGAUGAUGUCGUAAUUGAAGUUAAAGACGAUCAGAGUAACAAAACGAUGGCUUGUGAUGUGAACUGUGAUCUAGCUAACGGUCAGAACAGUAGUGAGAUUGUUCUUCCUGCUGCACAUGGGAAUGCAAAUGUUCAUACAGUGACUCUUGAAGAUGAAUUUAUUAAUGAAGCUACAGAUGAACCUAAAAAUGAAGACAUGGUUGCUCCGUCUGAAGUCACUGACAGCCAAAACAUUACAGAGAAUUUGAUAAAUACUUCAAAUGAGAAGAAAAACGGAUGUGACAAUGAAGACCCAGUACGGGCUAUUGACGAUGUUACAAAUAGUACUGCAGAGGAACAGAACAAAGGGGUCAUGGCUGUUGAAAAUAUCGACAACAAUGAUAUUAUCGAAGAUAAAAGUCAGACUCCCUGUUCAAUCCCUGUUGAUAAUUCUACUCAGAUUCAAGUUAAUUCAACAGAAAAUGCAAUGGAAGAAAAAAUAGCUGUUCCUCAGCUGGUUUCGAAUCUUGUUUUACAGAAAUCCAGUAUCGAGUCAUCCAAAUCGAUCCGAAACUUAAACAACAAUAUAGACGAGGUGAAACGGACUAAUUCCAACCCUGAGCCGGUUUCCAGUCAGACUUCUUCGAAGAACAAUUCUGGAUUAGAGAUGCGUAAAAAGCGAUACAGAAAAACAGUUGACGCUAACCAUCGUAAGAAUGUGCAGAGUCAACUGAGUAAAUCGUCUGGUUGUACUAAGGUUACAUCUACAACAACUGUACAAGUGACAACGAAUGACGAUACAGUAUUCGAUGCCUUGGCAGAUAUGCCCGAAUUCAUUAACUCUUCGGUAAUUAACCUAGCGUCAUCCUACAUAGAAAGCAGAAUGCGACAAGAGAAAAAUCAACGGACCAGAUUCAUUGACUUCGAUAGUGCGCUUCCAUCUAGUUCUUCUAGCUUUACCCAGUCAUGGAGGAACGAAAAGCUCUCAUCGAUAGACGAUGAGUACAUAAGUCCACGCGAAGCCUAUAAGCAGUUGAACAAUUUGUUGAAGGACGGGACCAACGAAAACCUUAAAGCUGUUAUGUAUGACGAUUACAAUGGAUUCCGUUUUGAUGACGACGUCGCCUCAUCCGAAGACGAAUUUCUUAGCGACAUUGAAGAUUUGAACUUGACCAAAGCAAAUUGGACGCCACCGGAAUCGGAAUUACGUAGACAGGUUGCAAUUAUUUUGAAAAAAAUUCACCCGCUGGAAAACAACUACAGCAGCAUCAUCGAUGAUAUGCUGGUCAAAUAUUUGAACUAUAUCCAUUCGAAGCAAAAAGUGGCUAAAGUCAACCGAAUCGUCGAUUGUGUAAAUAAGCCAGUUUCUCAGCAAGAGAAAACCGAAAUGUUGAUCAGACGAGAAAUCAACGAUAAGAAAUUGAAUCGUGAAUUUUAUCAUUCACCAAUGGAACCAUCGGAUUUUACGGAACUUUGCGAGCGACGAAGGGAAGCAAUUAUUAGAAAAUACACACGGUGCCAUAACGAUCGUAAGUUUUGUUACAGUUACUUUAUGCGUUCGAUUGACGAUCGUCCAGUUAGCAAUGUUGGUCGGAAAAUUGCAAAAUUGAAACAAGAAUUGGAGUUGAUUUUUGCCUAAAUUUUUUAUUGAUUUACUGCAUUGCACUUGUGUAA
Bradysia coprophila is the source of this 2452-nucleotide messenger RNA. RefSeq lists its product as uncharacterized. The record is from RefSeq and is a predicted model, not a curated record. NCBI's taxonomy places the organism in Eukaryota, Metazoa, Arthropoda, Insecta, Diptera, Sciaridae.